AUGAUAAAAACCGGGGAAGGUGGCAUUUACCACCAAUUGUCGAUGCGGGAGCUUGUCCCGAUAGUAGCACAGAACAUCGAGCAGUGCAUAUCGGAUGAGCUCAAGCAGCUCGGAGUUGGCGUCGAAUGGAACGACCUCUUCUGGGCAAUGCACCCGGGCGUCAAUGCACUCUUAGACCAUGUCGACCAGGCUCUCAUGUUGGACCCGGGAAAGUUGGCAGCGAGUCGGACCGUGCUGAGAGAGUACGGGAAUAUGCUCAGCGCCACAGUGAUUUUUGUGCUUGAUGAGCAGCGGCGCCGAAUGGAAGAGGACGGAGAGGAAGGUGUUUGGGGUGUGAUGCUGGGAUUUGGACAUGGGUUCACAAUUGAGACUAUGGUGAUGCAUGCGACCAGCAAUCUCAAGCAAAAGUAUGCCAGAAUGUAG
Molecule: messenger RNA, 423 nt
Organism: Triticum turgidum subsp. durum (durum wheat)
Lineage: Eukaryota; Viridiplantae; Streptophyta; Magnoliopsida; Poales; Poaceae
Source: the annotation of a GenBank genome assembly